AUGGCCAUUCCUUCCGGGUCCUCGACGCUCAAGCUCCCAAUGCCGCCCACGGGUCAGGGCCGCCCAAGCAUGUUCAGCAUACCUUCCUUCAAUUCGGGCAGAGGCGCCCGCUCGGGCAAAGACUCGCCCCUUCCCGAAGACGUAUCUGAGGCUGCACGACUACUCAGCCGGUCUGGGACGGUAGACGAUCAAGGAGGAACGUACGGAGCUGUCGAGGAUUCGGAGUCUCAGAAGGCGCCUUCUACGCCGCGGUAUCCUGGCCAGCGAGUACCGCUCUCGGCCAAGGCGCGGUACUACAUACCCUCGCUUGAAUGGAUACCCAACUACUCGCUUUCAUACCUCGGUGGCGACAUUCUCGCAGGCGUGACCGUCGCAGCUAUGCUCAUACCGCAGAGUGUAUCCUAUGCGACGUCUCUCGCCCGUCUGUCGCCCACGACCGGCUUGUUCGCCGCUGCCAUCCCGCCACUUGUAUACGCGUUACUCGGCACAUCACGACAACUAAACGUUGCGCCGGAGGCCGCGCUCAGUCUCAUUGUUGGGCAGACUAUCCAGAGUAUACUGCAUAAUGACCCGCAUACGCAUCCCAUCGACCCAGCCACGCUCAGUCUCAUCAUCGCCAGUGUCAUCGUUGCGCAAGUUGGUCUGAUAUCCUUCGUUCUUGGGUUCUUCCGCCUCGGAUUCAUCGAUGUUGUUUUGUCGCGGGCGCUGCUACGAGGCUUCAUCACAGCCAUCGCUAUCGUCAUCGCUAUCGAACAGCUUAUCCCAAUGCUCGGCCUCGUCGCCCUCGAACACAAAGUGAACCCCGAAACGACCCUCCAAAAGUUCCUGUUCCUCGUCGAAUACGGCUUCACACACGCACACAAACCAACCGUGCUCCUCUCCUUCAUAUCCUUUGCCAUCCUCGUCGCCAUCCGCAACCUCAAGCGCUUCGUCUCGCACAUCCCCAUCCUAUACCGCAUGCCCGAAGUCCUCCUCGUCGUGCUCGGCAGCACGUUCUUGUGCUACAAGUUCGACUGGGACGAGAUGGGCAUCGAUAUUCUGGGUGAGGUGAAGUUUGGAGGCGGAGCGGGAUACAUCCAUUUCCCGCUGAAACACACGGCGUUGAAGUAUGUGCACGAGACGACGAGCGCGGCGGUGCUCAUCAGCAUCAUCGGGUUCUUGGACUCGAUUGUAGCGGCGAAGCAGAACGCUGCGAGGUUCGGGUACACGAUCAGCCCGAAUCGUGAACUCGUAGCGCUCGGAGCAGCGAAUCUGGCGGCAAGUUUCGUACCGGGGACUUUGCCCGCGUGGGGAAGUAUCACGAGGAGCAAGAUCAAUGCGGAUGUUGGUGGGAGGACGCAGAUGGCUAGUAUCGUCUGCGCGGUACUUGUGCUGCUCGCGACGUUCUUCCUCUUGCCGUUCUUGUACUACCUCCCCAAAUGCGUUCUCGCUGCCAUCAUCUGUAUGGUCGUCCUGAGCCUGCUAGGCGAAACGCCCGAGGACAUCCACUACUACUACACCAUGCGCUCUUGGGUCGAUCUCGGCCUGAUGACUCUAACAUUCGUCCUAACGAUGAUUUGGAACGUCCAAGUAGGCGUCGUAGUCUCGGUCAUCGUUUCCCUCCUACUCGUCGUCCGCCGCUCUUCGCGCACACGCAUGACAAUCCUCGGCCACGUCCCCGGUACCGACUCAUGGAAACCCUUGAACGAGCAUCCUGCAGCAACUGAAGAUCUGCCCGGCGUACUCAUCGUCCGACUACGCGAGUCCUUGGACUUCGCCAACACCGCGCAGUUGAAGGAGCGGUUGAGGAGGUUGGAGCUGUACGGCACGGACCCUUCUCACCCCUCCGAGGCGCCGCGCAGACAACAAGCGCGCGUAUUGGUGUUCCACAUGGCGGACGUUGAGAGCGCAGAUGCUUCAGCCGUUAUGAUACUCAAAGAGCUAUUUAAAGAGUACAAAGCGCGCGACGUCGACGUACACAUUACGCACUUGCGAUGGGGACCGUAUAGGGCCUUCGAGAAAGCCGGCGUUGUGAAGUUGCUCGGAGAAGAGGCGUUCCAUGAGGACGUUGCGACUGCUGCAGGGAAUAUCAGUAGAGUUGCUAGUGAGGCUAAUAUUGCGGGGAGGUAG
Messenger RNA from Peniophora sp. CBMAI 1063, 2109 nucleotides. Lineage: Eukaryota; Fungi; Basidiomycota; Agaricomycetes; Russulales; Peniophoraceae. The record is from the annotation of a GenBank genome assembly.